AUGACCACCAGUGGCAACGCGCUGCUGCUCAAAAAGCAGCUGGUGGAGCUGCGCAAGAACCCGGUCGAUGGGUUCAGUGCGGGUCUGAAGGACGACAGCAAUCUCUUCGAAUGGGACAUUAUGAUCAUUGGCCCGAACGAUACGCUGUAUGAGGGCGGCUUUUUGCGUGCCGAGCUCAGCUUUCCGCAGGAAUACCCCCUCUUGCCGCCCAAGCUGACAUUCAAAACGCCUAUGUGGCACCCGAAUAUCUACCAGGAUGGGACGCUGUGUAUCUCGAUCCUGCAUGAGCCUGGCACGGACGAGUACGGAUACGAAGACGCCAGCGAGCGCUGGCUCCCAGUUCAUACCGUCGAGUCGAUCCUCGUGUCGGUCAUCAGCCUGCUCAGCACCGACCCACCCAACACUGACUCGCCGGCCAAUAUCGAUGCAGCCAAGCAGGUCCGCGAGGACCUCGUCGGCUACCGCCGCAAGGUCCGCCGCCUCGUACGCCAGUCGAGCGAAGAGGCGUUUGAUUAG
Messenger RNA from Malassezia restricta, 516 nucleotides. RefSeq names its product ubiquitin-conjugating enzyme E2 G1. Gene Ontology annotation, biological process: protein polyubiquitination; proteasome-mediated ubiquitin-dependent protein catabolic process. NCBI's taxonomy places the organism in Eukaryota, Fungi, Basidiomycota, Malasseziomycetes, Malasseziales, Malasseziaceae. Bases 1 to 516 code for a protein of 171 amino acids. Gene Ontology annotation, molecular function: ubiquitin conjugating enzyme activity. The transcript has a single exon. The record is from RefSeq and is a predicted model, not a curated record.